AAAAUUGUCAAGCCGAAAACAAAACAAAAAAAAAAUCACGACAAAAAUGACAAAAUUAUGAACCGGGUAAUGCACCUGGAGAAAAUUAAAUUUUCUCUUCAAAUUGAUUCAAGCGAAACAAAACUAAAACCAAAAAAAAAAUUCAAAUUUAGCGCGCUAAACAAUUUUCAGGCCGAUUAUUGUCUCCUCGUCGAGGUUGAUAUAGUCGCUUGUUUAGAAAAGAAGAACGAAAAAACACACACAUCAUCGAUUUGUUCAGCUGUUGUUUAUUCGAAUUCUUUCUCUUUAAUUCAUUUUAUUUGUAAAUUUAAAAAAAAUUUCUUUCUUUUAAUAAACAACAAAAAUGAUUCCAUAUGAUGCCAUUCUUAUUGUUCUUAUAUCAUCAUUUACAGCCUUAUUGGGUGAAGGUUUAACAUGGCUUCUUGUUUAUCGAACGGAAAAAUAUAAAAAAUUAAAAAAUGAAGUGGAGAAACGAUGUAAAAAAUUGGAAAAGAAAAAAGAAACAAUGGGUGAAACAAGUGAUCGUCAACAAAAAAAGAAACUGGAACGUGAAGAAGAAAAGCUAAAAAAUCAUAAUCGUGAUCUUUCAAUGGUCAAAAUGAAAUCAAUGUUUGCUAUCGGUAUUACAUUUACAGCAUUAUUAUCUAUGUUUAAUAGCAUUUUUGAUGGUAGAGUUGUAGCAAAAUUACCAUUCAUACCAAUAUCAUGGGUACAAGGUCUUUCACAUCGUAAUCUACCUGGUAAUGAUUUUACCGAUUGUUCUUUUAUAUUUCUUUAUAUAUUAUGUACAAUGUCUAUAAGACAAAAUAUACAAAAAAUUCUUGGUUUUGCACCAUCACGAUCAGCGAAUCAACAAACUGGUACAAUAUUUGGACCAAUGCCCAAUAAAUAAAUCAAAUAUUCAAUAAUCAUCAUUCUUUUUUAAUUGUAGAAAAUAAAAAUUUAAUUAACAAAAAA
Dermatophagoides pteronyssinus (European house dust mite) is the source of this 957-nucleotide messenger RNA. Its product is annotated as calcium load-activated calcium channel. The record is from RefSeq and is a predicted model, not a curated record. NCBI's taxonomy places the organism in Eukaryota, Metazoa, Arthropoda, Arachnida, Sarcoptiformes, Pyroglyphidae. Gene Ontology annotation, molecular function: calcium channel activity. Gene Ontology annotation, biological process: endoplasmic reticulum calcium ion homeostasis. Gene Ontology annotation, cellular component: endoplasmic reticulum membrane; endoplasmic reticulum; cytoplasm.